This is a messenger RNA of Vombatus ursinus (common wombat), 1640 nucleotides long. It is a transcript of the gene METTL8, whose product is annotated as methyltransferase like 8. Gene Ontology annotation, molecular function: tRNA (cytidine-N3)-methyltransferase activity. The record is from RefSeq and is a predicted model, not a curated record. Bases 227 to 1456 code for a protein of 409 amino acids. NCBI's taxonomy places the organism in Eukaryota, Metazoa, Chordata, Mammalia, Diprotodontia, Vombatidae. The transcript has 11 exons.
CGCUGUGUCCCGGCGUCCAAGCUCGCUGUUGUGCAAGCAGGGAGUGUCUUGUCUAAACCAGAAAAGCGAGCAGCUCAUUAAAGGUAAGGAGCAGUAAUGCUGCCAGAAUGCACGGAAUGUAACUUGAAGCAAAUGUGGCUGACCUCUUGAUUGCUGGAAGACAACAUAGGUGUUUUGCAACAGGACAGUGUGCAGCAAGCAGAGAUGUGGUAGGUGUCCAAUUAAAAUGAAUGCAAUUCAGAAACUUUUGGCUUGCCAUCUAAGGAAAAGAAAGAUGCCACUAAGGUUUCAAAGCAGCGAUCGGCCAACUGUGCCUCUUGGAUCACGGAUUUUAAUAGACCCAACCAAAGUUUAUGAACACAACAUGUGGGACCACAUGGAAUGGUCACAAGAAGAAGAAGCAACAGCUAGAGAAAAAACAACUGAAAACUCAUCUGUGAAAGUGCAGCUGGAAGACCAAGUGAAAUACGAAAGUCAAGCCAGUAAAUAUUGGAAUAAUUUUUAUAAGAUUCAUAAGAAUAAAUUUUUCAAGGAUCGUAAUUGGCUGUUGAGGGAAUUUCCUGAAAUUCUUCCAGUUGGACUACAAACUAAAGAAGAGAAGGGAAAAAUGUCUUGGGAUCACGUAAAAACUAAUGCUACAGACUUUUUCUCAAAAAUCAACUGCCCAGCCAUGCCUGAAGGAGUGGAGGCUUGUAAAAAUGAUUCUGUUGGUGAUUUUGCCUACAGCCAGAGCGCAAUAAGAUCUGGUGACAGACAGCAUCCUAAAAAGAAGAGAGGAGAGGCUGCAAAGACCAGUUUGUUCAUUGGCAGCCAUGCCACUUUCAGGAUCCUGGAGGUUGGCUGUGGUGCUGGAAAUAGUGUUUUCCCCAUUCUGAAUGCUCUGAAGAAUGCUCCAGAGACCUUUCUUUACUGCUGUGAUUUUGCUUCUGGAGCAGUGGAGCUAGUAAAGUCCCACUCAUCCUACAGCCCAGCCCAGUGCUCUGCCUUUGUUCAUGAUGUGUGUGAUGAUUGCUUAUCCUACCCUUUUCCAGAUGGGAUCCUGGAUGUCAUCCUCUUAGUCUUUGUGCUCUCUUCUAUUCAUCCUGACAGGAUGCAAGGCGUUGUAAACAGAUUGUCCAAGUUAUUGAAACCUGGAGGAAUGUUGUUAUUUCGGGACCAUGGAAGAUAUGAUCUCACUCAACUUCGUUUCAAAAAAGGAUGCUGCUUGUCUGAAAACUUUUAUGUUCGAGGAGAUGGUACCAGGGCAUAUUUCUUUACAAAAGGGGAAGUCCACAAUAUGUUCCAUCAGGCUGGGUUAGAUGAAAAGCAGAACCUGGUUGACCAGCGUUUACAAGUUAAUAGGAAAGAAAAAGUGAAAAUGCAUCGAGUGUGGGUACAGGGCAAGUUUCAGAAACCAUUGCAUUCAUUUCAUCAUAAUGACCCUGACAAUCUCAUUCCUGGGAUUUCUGCUGGUUGAAGAGCAUACUUUCUCUCUGUAUAAAUCAAGAUCACCCCAUCAAAAAUUAUUCCUGAAAGAGCAAUUAGAAGCUAGAAUUGAAUAUCCAUGUCUGACUGUUAUCAUGGAUGAGGCAGACAUACACAUAUUAGGUGAUAUGGAAGGAUCCACCAACAUAUUUGACUUUUUUUUUUAAAUCAAUAAA